Molecule: messenger RNA, 1557 nt
Organism: Brienomyrus brachyistius
Lineage: Eukaryota; Metazoa; Chordata; Actinopteri; Osteoglossiformes; Mormyridae
Exons: 4
Coding region: 262-1395 (377 amino acids)
Source: RefSeq, a predicted model, not a curated record
UUCACUCUAACUUCAACUGAUGAGGUUAAGGACAAAGACACAAUCAAACUGGUGAAAACAGAACCUUCUGUUAUUCUUACAUUAACUCCCAUCCAGGAUGCUGCAUCUUCCUCAUCUCCAGUGUCACUGGAUCAGUCUUGCCAGGAUGACAGUUCCUCACUUGGUUCAUCUGACACCAACAUUUUACAAAAGUCCCCAGAGUAUCGAACAGACCCAUGGCCUGCUAAUUUUGUGAUACCCAACUUUUCAUUUAAUGUUGAAAUGCCCCUUCAUGAAGGAAAUAGGGCUUAUGAAAGUGAUGGUUCACUUCUUCAGAAUCCAAGCUUGAACUCUGACAUACCUGAAAUACUAGCAGAAACAAUAUUCCGCUAUACUGCCUAUCCCUCUGUUCCUCAGAUUGAGGCAGUCGUAGAAGCUCUGUUAAAAAAGCAUCCAUGCUUAAGGGAGCCUGCAACUUCAUUUUCAGGCACGUAUGGAUGGCAGCAGCGUCUUAAAUGGAAGAUGGCUAAUUACCGUUCUAAAAUGAGAAGGCGUGGAGUACCUUGUCCUGAACUUGAUAUCAACUCCUUGAAAAGGAAAUCUCCUAGUGAGAGAAAUCCUGCAAAAAACUGCAAGAGAGCGAAGAAAGCAGAGGUUAACUAUCUUCCACCACAUCCAAGUGGUGAAACUAAUGACACACUGGAAAUGGAGAGACAGGAGCUUCUUAGCGAGGUAAAGAAGAAGAACAACACUAGGGUGAUUCAAGAAAAAAUGGCCAAAACGUUCUAUCGAAGGCUUGAGGUUGUGAGUGGUAGUCCAGGAGCCGAUGACUUCAAAGAGAGAUGGCCUGCUUUUUUUUGUGAAGCUGAGGUCAAGGAGGAAUUUAGAAGAAUAACAACAGUUUCCCUGGAGCAGAGGUUCAUGUUUAAACUUGACCACUACACACCAAAACUUACUGCCCUGAUGAAGGCCAAGGGAGGUGUCAUGGGUACCAAGCUGAGGCCCUUCCUGGACAAACUGAGCCAGAGCCAAAGACUUGAGAUGAGACGUGAAGCUGUUAUCCGUAGCCUCAUUGUGUACCUUGGGGAGAAAGAGGAGGAACUUCUUGAAGAUUGCCUGGAGGACAGCCGCAGUGAUGCCACUCAACACGUCCUCAAGAUCCUGGUCGUCCAUGGUGCUGAUGGAGAGGAGCCAGUGGAUGUGUCCAUCCUUCUUGAAGGCCAGGAGAUGAUGUCUGGACGUGGCAGUACUGCGAAAGCCUGCAUGCUGCUUAUGGGGCUCAUUUAUGGCCUCAACCUUGCAUACCCCCCAAAACUGCGCUACACUUUUGAGGUAUUUCAGAAACUAUUUCUGGAAUUAGAUGUGAUCAAGAUGUCCCCAAAAGUGCAAGCAUUAAAGUUGAAAUUGCUGUCUUAGAAGUUAAAUAUCUAAUUGUUGGCUUUGAAAACUAUUUUCCUGUUUGUAAGAUGGUUUAAAUGUUAAAUUGCAGGAAUGUCUAAAUGUUGUAGUUGUGCUGUAGCAGAGUUUUAAGGUUGUAAUUCUAGCUGUUGACAUUUUGUGUAAAGUAAGAGUUUUAGU